AUGGCGGGGCGGGCCGGCCUGAAGGCCACGCGUCUGGACCCGCUGGAGGCGGCGGGAGCCGCGGGGCCGCCCAGCCUGGUGGCCUCGGGCGGCACCAUCGUCGCAACCGCCUGCGCCGGCGCCGUCUCGGUGCUGUGCCCCGGUCGCAGCCCCAUCCUGCUCAAAGCCGACAGCACCAGCAAGCCCAUCGCCUCCCUGGCCGUGUCGCGCGACGGCCAGUGGAUUGCGGCGGGGCAGCGCGGCGCCAAGCUGGCGCUGUUCCUUUGGCGCGCGGCAGCGGCAGACGGCGGCGCCGCAGGCUGGGCUCAGCCGGCCCUGGAGAUUGCACGGGCCCAGCACAACUUUGGCAUCGCCGCCCUGGCCUUCAGCCCCAGCGGCCGCCUGCUGGCCUCCCACGGCGCCGAGCGGGACCACCAGGUGGUGCUGUGGAGCCCGCAGGCCUCGGGCAAGCAGCUGGGCCGUGCGCGGAUCAAGGAGAGCUACGACGCCAUCGCCUUUGCGGCAGAGGACAGCCUGGUGUGCAUCAACCGGCACAACCUUGCGGUGUGGGCCCUGGAGCGCUGCACCUCGCCCGGCGGCAACAGCAUGAAGCUGGCGUGCCGCUCCUUUGCGCUGCCGCCGCUCCCGUCCCACGCCCGCUUCGUGGGCCUGGCGGCGGCGGCGGCCCAGCCCGGAGGCAACCCGCGCGCCGUGCCCCGCCUCCUUGCCGCCACCGAUGGCGGCAGGCUGCUGCGGCUGCGGGCAGGCGGGCCCACGGUGGACAAGGCGGUGGAUGUGCAGCUGCUGCAGGGAGCCAAGCUGAUGCACCUGGCGGUAUCCGGGGAGCUUGUGGCGGUGGCAACCUCAGGCGGUACCAUCGCCCUCUACUCUGCUGCCAGCCUGGAGCUGGCGGGCGUCCUGCCGUCCGCACAGGGCAGCCAGGGCGGACGCUGCAGUAGGGACGCCGUGCUGGGCUGCGCCUUCAGCCCUGACGGCCAGGCGCUGACCGCCUGCACUGCCGGCGGGCAGCUGGUGGCCUGGCACCUUGCCGACCUGCAGCACCCCACGCCCGCACUCAUGAGCCAGUCCCACAGGCAAGCCGAAGCCAUCACCGACGCUGUCAUCGUGCCAGGCGGCGGCGAGGGCGGCAGCCGGCUGGCCACAUGCAGCCUGGAUGGCUCCCUGCAGCUGUGGGAGUGCGCCAGCAGCGGUGCCCUGCGCUGCGCCGCCACGCUGGAUUUGCGGGCGCAGCUCAAGUCUGCCGCCACCAAGCUGCUGUGCCUGGCUUCCAGCCCCGACGGUCGGCUGCUGGCGGCAGGCGACGCCGCUGGCUGCGUCCAUCUCGUGGCUGUAGCUUCCUCGGCGGCGGCCCCUGCCAGGCUGGCCACCCAGCUGGCGCAUGCAGACGACGUGACUGCCCUGUGCUUCGCAGCUCCCUGCGCAGAGGCAGAGGCAGAGCCCGCGCCUGGCAGCCAGCCGCUGCUGGCGGCUGCCAGCAGGCGGGGCCUCAUCAAGGUGCUCAGGGUCCAGCUGGACGGCACCUGCACCCAGGUGGCCACUGUGGCGGAGCACCAGGCGGCGGUGACGGGGCUGGCGCUGCCUGCCGGCGGCGCCUGGCUGGUCAGCGCAGACCGCGGGGGCAAGCGCCUGAUGCACCGCCUGGAUGCCGCGGCAGGCACCUCGCAGGUGGUUGCACAGGCGGCCAUCCCGCGCUGCAGCUUUGUGGGAGGCCUGGCGCAGGGGCUGCGCGGCCAGUCGCUGGUGGGCGCCAGCCGGACCGGCAAGGUCUACACCUGCGACGUCAGCGGGCAGGAGAUGGGCGUGGUGCAGGUGCUGGAACGCAAUCAGGGCGAGCUGGCCAGCUUCGCCAUUGACGAGAGCCUGAGCCUGCUGUGCGCAGCCACCACGCACGGACAGCUGCUGCUGUGCAGCCUGGCCGGCGGUAAGACGGUGCCGGUGGCGGCCUGCAGGGCUCACCUGGCAGGCACUGCCAUCAGCAAGGUGCUGAUCACUCCAGACAGCCGCUGCAUCGUGUCGGUCGGCGAGGAUGCCAGCCGCCCGCGCACUGUGGCAUGCGACGUGGAGGCCCCUGCCGGCUCCGGCAGCUGCUCCAGAGCUCUGAGCGAGAGCGUGACCUCCGCCAUCCGGCCCAGAGACCUGCUGGCUGCCAUGGAUGAGGAGGUGGCGAGCGGGCCGCAAGAGCCAGCCGAGGAGGAAGACGCCGCCAUCCCUGCAUCGGCAGCGCCGCCGCAAGAUCUGGUGCCCCAGGCAGUCACCACGCUGCUCAUCCCACCAGCUCCCCAGCCGGAUGCUGCCAACUUGCUGGCCCCAGCGGCGGUGCUGGACACUGCAGAGGACUGUGAGGACGUGGCGCCGCGCGCCGCCUCCAUCCCGCCCUCACCCAACCGCCACGCCAUGCUGGGCGGCAGGCAGGCGCAGCUGGAGGAGCUGCUGGAGCUGCAGGCCCGCUUUGCGGCAAUGAAGCCCCGCGGCGGCGCGUGCGCUGGGCAGGGCCAGGAGACCGCACCUCCUGCCGCCGUCGCUGCAGCCGCGCCCGCUGCUGCGCCUCCAGCAGCCGCCUCGCCCGCGCCGCCGCCGCCGGCCGGCUCCCCAGGGCCCAUCUUUGGCUCUCCCUACCAGAGCAUCUCCUCCCUCAGCCUGGGAGCCCUCAGCUCCCCAGCCCUCCACUCUCCCGAUGUGUUUUCAGACCUUGAGGAGCCUGCCGGCGGCGGCAGCGAGGCUGCGCUACCGGCCACCACCAGCUGGCACCCGCUGCGUGGCGCAGCCGCGCCCAAAGGGCCCACCCUCCUGCCAACCAGCCCGCUGCAGCCUGGGCCUGACGCAGCUGGCGGCGGCAGCAACACAGAAGCCGGUGCUGCGCGGGACAGCGGCAGGCAGGGCGGGGACGCGCCCCACAUUGCCAAGCUCAAGAGCGGCCGCAGCGCCAGGCUGCAGCGCCUUGUGCGCACACGCCACGACAGCGCAGACCUCCUGUACUCCCCGCUGCCGCGCACGGGGCAGCGGGUGGCAGGCUCCACGCCGCCUCACGCCAGCGCCACCGCCAGUGUAGCCCGCGGGCGGCCUGACCGGGAGACACCAGGGUGCGUGCCUGGGCCAGAGGAAGGCCCUGCCCCGGCGGCAGCAGCGGAAGCUGCUGCGCCAGCCACGGCGCCGGCUUCGCCGCCCGAUGGCCCCGCCGGCGCCAGCACCCCGCCCGCCCCCUGCUCCGCCACCGUGGACAUUGGUGGCGAGGGCAGCCCUCUGGGCAGCGCCUCUGUGAACCAGACCCGUCGCCGGCGGUCCUGGGGCCCUGUGCCCAGCAGCGAGCCCCGCCGCGCGCUGAGCUCGCUGAGCAGCUGCGGCAGCGCAGAUCCGGAGGCGGCGGGGUUUGGCGCCGAGCAGCGGCGCCACUCCGCCCUGGGCAUCGAGCAGCCGCCGGCAACCGAUGGGUUCAGCGUGUAUGCCGACUCCAGCGCCAAGGGCACUCCCGCCGCCGCAGGCAGCAGCUGCAGUGGCGGUGGCAGCUCCACCUCUCGCCGCCUGUCCUUCUCUUUCGGCGGCGGCGGCCUCGCGUUUGGCUGCACUGAAAGCAAGCAUGAGGACACGCCGCCUCUGCCGGGCCAGCCCAAGCCCGGCGGCGCUGCUGAGCCGACAGCGGCCGGCCCCGCCCUUGCUUUCCGCUGGGCAGGAUACAGCAGCCCCGGGCUGCCUGGGCCUGCAAUGAGGGACAGGCCUGCGGUUCCCCGCCUGAACUUGGCAGCGGUGCAGGCCGCCCCCGAGCAGCCGGCGGCUGCCAGCGGCGGCAGCAGCGCCGCGUUUGCCCAGAAGCGCAGCAGGCAGGCCAGGGAGGCUGCCUCUCCCGCAGAGAGCGCUGCCAGCACCGGCACGGGAGGCAGCCCGUGGUCGACAGGCGGCGGCAUCGACAGCCCGCCUGCUGGCGUGGAGGCGUGGGAGGCUGCCGCCGCCGCCGGAGCGGCGACCCCCGACCCGGGGGGCACUGCCUCACCUGCCAGCAAGAAGAGCAGGCCCGCGCUGCCCUCCCCGCCCCGCCUCGUCAUAGACUGCCAGCUCUUCUCUCCGGAGCUCUCAGCAGGCAGGCCCCAGGCGCCCGCGGCCGCCGCCACCGACGCCGCGCCUGACGCACCGAGCGGCACCUCUGCAAGCCAGGAGCGACCGGCGUCCCUGUGGCCCGUGGCAGCGGGCAGCUGCAGCGCCGCCGGCGCCGCCGCCGGCGCUCCGGAGGCACUGGAUCCCUUCAGCAGGCCAGCCAGCUAUGACCCUCUGGCUACGGCAGAGCAGGAUGCACCUGGGGGAGUCCUGCCGGCACCGCCGCCUGCCGUGGCCCUGGAUCAGAGCCCCGCUGCCAGCCACGACGCGGCUGGCAGCUCAGACUCGGCGCCAGCCUCCUCCCUGACCCUGCCUGCCGCGUCUCCUGCCAGCGGCAGCAGGGGCGGCAGCUCUGCAGAGGAGGCGCAGGCGGCUGCUGGACCCGCUGAGGUGCUGCGCUUCUUCAGGCAAGGCCUGCAGGUGCUCGCCAGCCUGCAGCAGGCAGGCAUAGGCGGCUCUGGUGGCCUGCUCGAUGCUGCAGCAUUCCGGGCAGAGCUGCUGGACAUAGCUGGCCAGCUGCACCGAGCAGCCGACCACGUGGCGCCGCCGGGCGACGGCGGCGGCGCGUCUGCGGCUGUGGUGGCUGGCGGCCAGGAGAAUGUGCACAGCAACGGGGGUGGCUGCCCCGCUGACCUGGCGGCUCGUGCUGACCUGGCGGUCCUCAAGCAACAGAUGGGCGAGCUGAGGAGGGAGCUGGCACAGCUGCGCAGCAAGUGA
Molecule: messenger RNA, 4803 nt
Organism: Chlorella variabilis
Lineage: Eukaryota; Viridiplantae; Chlorophyta; Trebouxiophyceae; Chlorellales; Chlorellaceae
Exons: 14
Coding region: 1-4803 (1600 amino acids)
Biological process (GO): mitotic spindle organization; regulation of mitotic cell cycle
Cellular component (GO): mitotic spindle
Molecular function (GO): protein binding
Source: RefSeq, a predicted model, not a curated record